AUGAUCACGCCUCCGUGGGUCCUAGACUCGUACGCACUCGCACACAUCACCAAGCUGCCCGAGAACCAGAAGCAAUACGGAUGGGCAACUUUCGAACACUACUACUAUAAUUCGUACAAAGUACCAUGUUUUGCUACAUUCCUUAUUUGGGGCUUGUUCUUGUUGGUCGUCUUGGCUUCUGGACUUCGAGCAUUUGUUGCGUGCUUUUUUCCUCGUCUAUAUCACCGACUCUCAAGACGAACGGUUUGGUGGAGAGGAAACGUGUCCGAGCACCCUUUGGUGCUCGAGAAGCACUCUCAGGUCGUUUCUUGUGGCUCAGGAUGUCUGAGCUGGCUCACCAUGCAUCUCCCGCUUCGUCUUGAGGCUAUCGUCCUCGCCGUCAUGAUCAUUCUCAACAUAACUCCCCUCGUUGCUUUCUAUUCCCUCUAUGUCGGACACAACACCUAUUUCGUCGGCACGGACGCCGUCAGUCGAAGAUCACAGAUCUUGCGGCACCUAGCAAAUCGUUGCGCAAUGCUCGCGAUCGCACAGUUGCCCAUGCUGAUUUUGCUUGCAAGCAAGAGAACGCCGGUGGCACUGCUCAGCCAAUUCUCGAUGAACACAUUAAUGCUGUUCCAUCGCUGGAUCGCAAGGAUGUGCUAUCUGCACACGGUUGUCCACAUUCUCGGCAAUGCUCUCAUCUUCCAUUUCGGCAUCGGAUUCGUGGAGAGCCUCAAGAUUCUGCCUGUGCAGCUCGGCAUCGUUGCCACUGUCAUGCUCUCCGGUCUCAUAUUCUUAUCGUUAAGGACACUGCGAAAGAGGCACUACGAAGUGUUUGUUUUUCUCCAUAUCAGCAUGGCCGUACUCCUGAUUGUUUUCACGUAUCUGCAUAUUAAGUUCCUCCACCAAGGUAGAAUAUUUGUCAUCGAACUGACGGCGGGUCUGUGGGCCUUUGACAGACUUAUUCGACUGUCGGGUCGGGUAGCUAUGUCGCUUUCUUGGCGCUAUGCUGACGGGUCUGGCGCCACUCGCAAAGCACAGCUCACGUCCUAUGCUGACGGCGCAUACACUCGUGUACGAAUUCAAGUCCCUGCUUCUCGACUGCGACUUGCUCCUAGUGCCUCGAGUUCGCUUGUUAGCUCCUACAUGAAUCUCGAGGAUGCAACAAAGCAGUGCUCUACCAGCAGUUCGAGAUCACUCUGCAACGGUCCAAUGCUUGCAGGAGCGCGUAUAGGCGCUGGUGAUGAUGUUCGCAUCACUAUCCCGAGAUUGCAAUGGGUGGGCGAUCAUCCUUUCUCGGUUUUCGCAGUUGGACGCUGCAAGACCGGUAAUCCCGAUAUGGGUUACGUCGAUCUCGUCAUCCAGCGCCAAGCUGGUCUUACACAGAAGCUGUCCCAACUGGCUCAGGAGCUUUCGACCUACACGACAGACGAGUCUAGAAGACCAAGCGAUAUGUAUUUGCAGCAAGCGGUUCGACGAAAAGGCCAACGUGUCAGAGUAGUUAUCGAUGGACCAUUUGGCCGAAGCCCUUCUUUGGAGGGUGCUCAACACGCCAUAUUAGUUGCAGGAGGCAUCGCAAUCACAUUCUGCUAUCCGCUGCUUGUAAGAGCGGCGCGUGGAGAGUUCAACAGCCUCGAGACCUGCAAGCUUGUCUGGAUCGUGCGAAACGAAGGCAUUCUGGACGUACUUCGUGACAGCUUGUCUGAGCUGCUUGACGAGAUCCGAAACAGAGGCGGCAGUCGCUGUAGUCUUUCGAUCGACAUCUACACAACGGUCAAAGCUAGUGCACCUAGCCUUGGUGGGUCCAUCGCAGUAGACAUGAAGUCGGCGGCACAACUGCCCUCGAGACCUGAGGCGACACAGCUAAGAUCGAAACUCAUGAGCGCGGGCUCGACCUCGUCUAUCGCAGCUUCUUCCAAGGAAUUUGGUUCCAGUCAUCAGGUAUGGGAAGGUGUAGCGUACAAACGACGUCAAGAGCUCGAUCUACUACCAGUCCUGCCACGGACCGCAUCAAGGUAUCAGCAUGCCACCCUAGCAGCAGACGAGCAAAAUACCUUCUACUAUACCUCCGAGGACGGAAUCGAUACGCCCAAAUUGUUCGACAACAGGUUCUCACCCGCCGCCGCUCGAAAGAGCUUCUCGGACUCGACUAGAGAAGUACUGCGGCAAAGCUUCUUUCUUUCUUCCGCAGGUCAAUCUUCAAGCUCGUCGAUGGCUUCCAAGCGCUCGCUGCAAGGCGUCCAAUCGUUCUUGUCGCAGGCGCAAGAUGAAGGCAGCGGCAGCAGUACUCCUAACUCGAACUAUGCCGAGUCGUACGAAAGCCUUCACAGCAUCGGUGGUCAGUUUGGGCACGGCCGCUACAGGAAUGGCUACGCCGAGCCACAUCCAUAUCGCGAAGGGAGCAAACACUCGAGUGCUGACAGUGUGUACAGCGUUCUUCAAUACGACUCUCCCUCGUCGGCGCAUCUUGUGCCAAAGUACUCGGCAACGCAAGAAGACCUUGAGCAAGGUCAGGACAUGUCACAAGACGUCCUCUCACAAACCAAAGGAGACGCUUUGAUCGCUAUUAGGAGAUUUCAGGGAAGGCCAAAGUCGAUGGCAGCUUUGCAUGACCACAUUUUUCCGGAUGACACUCCGCAGAGGAUAGUCUUUGCGACGUGCGGACCUGCUGCCAUGUGCGAUGCCGUUAGAGCUGAAGUGGUAGCGAUGCUCAAGAAGGGCACCGACGUGGCUCUGGUCGAAGACUGCUUCAAUUGGUGA
Mycosarcoma maydis (corn smut) is the source of this 2739-nucleotide messenger RNA. RefSeq lists its product as uncharacterized. Gene Ontology annotation, molecular function: ferric-chelate reductase activity. Gene Ontology annotation, biological process: iron ion transport; intracellular iron ion homeostasis; copper ion import. The record is from RefSeq and is a predicted model, not a curated record. Gene Ontology annotation, cellular component: plasma membrane. NCBI's taxonomy places the organism in Eukaryota, Fungi, Basidiomycota, Ustilaginomycetes, Ustilaginales. The coding region runs from base 1 to 2739 and encodes 912 amino acids. The transcript has 3 exons.